UCAGCAAAGGUAAAAAUGAACUUACGUGGCCACGUUUCGUCCAACAUGAAACCACCUGCGUGUUUACGGUCCUGACAGGUGUUUCUCUGACCCUGUAGCUUUAGUCUGUUAAAAGUUGCACCAGCGCAUCUUUACUGUGGCUCCCUGUGGGCAGCCUCUCUCUCAUCACUCAGCUCUGAGGCGCUGCAGGCGGCCUCUCAUUUGCACACGGUGCGAAUGGUCUUCAGUCGCAAGGCUGCACCAGAUAUUUAGCUGUUUGCACCCUGGUUGGUCUGAGAGGAUCCUCAGCGGCUGUUGGAGCAACUUCCAAGCGGAGACAACGAGGCCUUCAGAGGACCACAGCCAGAUUUACAACUUUCUCAAAGUUACUUUUUAAAACAGGUUUGCUCUUUUUUUUUUUUUUUUUUUUUUUUUUUUAAGCACGCUUUUGUUUUAGCCUGGGAUUUUUUCGGCUUUGAGGAAUUUCUUUUCAUCUGAUAAUCUCCAGAACAUCAGUAAUGUCCAAUAACAAGGACCCAGAGAGACUUCCCCUGGUGACAGAUGUGAAGAACGUUUACACCACUGUAGGGAAGGAGACAUCACACAGAGACAGUACCGGUGGCAUCAGACAUUGCCAUGACAACAGCCACGCUCAGGAGGACCGCGAACGAGAGAAGAAAGUUGCCAGGAAGAGGCUGUACGUGGUGUCUGUCGUCUGCCUGGUUUUCAUGAUCGGUGAAAUCCUCGGUGGGUAUUUUGCAGGCAGUCUUGCGGUGAUGACAGACGCUGCCCACCUGCUGGUGGACUUCACCAGCUUUGUCAUCAGCCUGUUAUCCCUCUGGCUCUCCUCCAGACCUGCCACACACAAGCUCAGCUAUGGCUGGCACCGUGCAGAGAUCUUGGGCGCGCUGCUGUCAGUUUUCACCAUCUGGCUGGUAACAGGAGUGUUGGUUUACCUGGCCGUGGAGCGCCUCAUCAGCGAUGACUACACCAUUGAGGGCACUAUCAUGCUCAUUACCUCUGGCUGUGCCGUGCUGGCCAAUAUCAUCAUGGCCCUCACCCUUCACCAGUCUGGCCACGGUCACAGUCAUGGCGGGCUCAGCUCACACGGUCAUGGCCACAGCCACGGCAACAAGAAAAGCAAAGGUUACGAUCAGAUCUCAAACCAUGAUGACCAUGUCGACGUGGAGCAAAAAGGGGCAGACCAACGGUAUGUUUGUAGGCUCAUGCAGGCCAAUGCCAGUGUGCGAGCGGCCUUUGUCCACGUGGUGGGCGAUCUUCUCCAGAGCCUCAGCGUGCUCGUCAGCGCCAUCAUUAUCUUCUUCAAGCCAGAAUAUAAGAUUGCUGACCCCAUCUGCACCUUCCUGUUCUCCAUAUUAGUCCUAUGCACCACCUUCACCAUUAUGAGAGACAUCCUUAUUGUCCUGAUGGAGGGCACUCCAGCAGGGGUGAGGUACAGUGAGGUGCGGGAGGGUCUGCUGGCAGUGAAGGGGGUCACAGCGGUCCACAACCUUCACAUCUGGGCCCUCACCAUGAACCAGGCUGUAUUGUCUGCACACGUGGCCAUAGAUGAGUCAGUGGAUGCUCAGACUGUCCUAAGAGAAAUGACACAGGCUUGUUUUUCCUCCUAUAACUUCCACUCUGUUACGAUUCAAAUGGAGAGACAGGCCGACCUGAGGCCCGGAUGUACCCUGUGCGAGGACCCCAAGAUGUAGGAACCUGCCUCAGUUGUCCUCUGAGUGCAGCCGAAUAAGGUGAUUUGGCUGCUGUAACAAUAUUUAGUUGUUCUGCACUGCCCCAUGCACCCCGGGGUCUUAUGUUUUACUGUGACAUUAACGCCAAAGUCACAUGACUGUGCCUUAAGUGUUGACAAUCCCAAAGAAAUGCCGAUACUGAAAUCACAAUGAGCAUGUGUCUUAAUGAAAGGCAAGCCCAGCUCAGGACGUAAAUGAUUUUAGGACAAUAGCUCUUAGCCCCAUCCUGCUCCUGUGUGAAGUUUUAACUUGUUUAUAAACUUAAGUAUUCAUGAGUUUUUAAGUGUAUUCAUGUUAAAAUAGAAAUCACUAUACACUGUAAAAAUAAGUGUCCAUCUUUUCUGAAUCUUUACAUCAACGAGUUUGUUGACUAAUUUAUGCCUUUAUUCAUUAUUCUAAACAUACAUCUUAACUGCUGUGUUUGUUUACCUUCUGACCUUAUGUGACAAAUCCAGGACGGUGCUAACGUUGUGUUUGUUUGAGCAUUAACCUACUGUACACCCAUUUGCACAAAGUCUGGUACAUGUAAAUAUAGAUAAAUGAAUAUUCCUAUGCAUGGACUAUCAGACCAACAACCUGAGAAGUACUGUAUGUGGAGAGCAUCAGGUAUAUUUAAAUACAUGAUGAAGACACCUUUCCACCGCCUUUGCACAGUUGUAAGGUAUAAACUGAAGUGAAUUAUUCAA
Molecule: messenger RNA, 2419 nt
Organism: Lates calcarifer (barramundi perch)
Lineage: Eukaryota; Metazoa; Chordata; Actinopteri; Centropomidae
Gene: slc30a8
Product: solute carrier family 30 member 8
Exons: 9
Coding region: 498-1694 (398 amino acids)
Biological process (GO): insulin secretion; response to glucose; response to zinc ion
Cellular component (GO): plasma membrane
Molecular function (GO): zinc ion transmembrane transporter activity
Source: RefSeq, a predicted model, not a curated record